This is a messenger RNA of Penicilliopsis zonata CBS 506.65, 1413 nucleotides long. RefSeq lists its product as hypothetical. Bases 4 to 1413 code for a protein of 469 amino acids. The record is from RefSeq and is a predicted model, not a curated record. Lineage: Eukaryota; Fungi; Ascomycota; Eurotiomycetes; Eurotiales; Aspergillaceae. Gene Ontology annotation, molecular function: triacylglycerol lipase activity. Gene Ontology annotation, biological process: lipid catabolic process. The transcript has a single exon.
AUUAUGCGGAGUUUGAUGAUUGGUGUUGCAAGCCUGAUGUUUGGGCUUCUUGCUCUCGCAUCAGAUAUCCCUGAGCUCCCCUCACGGGAUGCAUUUUAUACGCCCAAAGCCCACAACUGGACUGGAGAGAAAGCUGGAACAGUUCUGGAUUCACGCACUGUGACUGUCGAGCUGCCUAUUCUACCGGGUGGAAACAUUGAAUUCGAGGCCUUUCAGCUGCUCUAUGUCACCCAGGACUUUGAUGGAAACAAGGCCACAUCCGUCACCACAAUCAUUGUCCCGCAAGGCGCCAACACCAGCCGGAUCCUUUCCUACCAGAUUGCCUAUGAUUCGCCCGACAUCAACUGCUCUCCGUCCUACGGGCUGCAGAAAGGCGCCAACAGAGCUGCGGUGGCGUGGACUCUCAAUCAGAUGAUAUUUGUCGCUGAGGCUGCCGCCGAUGCCGGAUCUCCGGUUCUGAAUAUCCCCGACUACGAAGGAUCAAACGCUGCGUUUACCGUGGGCCCCCAGAGCGCCUAUCAGACCCUGGACUCCAUCCGCGCUGCGACAAAAUCUGGGCAUAUCACGAACAUCCCCGAAGACGCGGAGGCUAUCCUCUUUGGCUACUCCGGUGGUGGGUACGCGUCGGAAUGGGCCGCUGAGUUUCACCAUGCAUAUGCAUCGGACGUCAAGAUAAUUGGAGCGGCGAUCGGGGGACCUCCGCCGAAUAUCACGCAGACGUACAAAAACGUCAACAAAGCCAUUUCGUCGUUGAAUGUCUGGGCCAUGCUGGGCGUGAUGAAUGCAAUCCCAAAGAUCAAUGAGUACAUGCAUUCGGACCUCAAGGAUGACCACCGAGAACAAUUCCUCGGGGCCCUUCAGCGCUGCAGUGAGCCCGAGGUCUCGCCACCGAAGAUCCCUAACUGGGCCGAUGUCAACAAGUGGUUCCAUAAUGGGGACGAAUUCUUGACCGAAUUCGAGCCGGAACUGCGGGAGAUUGGUGUCAUGGGAAACCAUAUCGAGAAGGGCAAAUCACCGAGCUUCCCCGUCUACAUCUACCAGGGAUCUGCAGACCUCAUCACGGCUCCAUAUAGCAACACCGAAGCUCUCAAGAAAGCACUUUGUGAUGCAGGAACGGAUGUAUUUCUGGUCAAAUGGAAGGGGCUGGGUCAUGGGAAUACUCUUUUCCUUGGCACCCCUUGGGCGAUGAAGUGGAUCAAAAAAGUUUUCAAUCGUGAGCCAAUCCAGAAUGGCUGCGGUGAUGACCAUGAAGUCGAUCCCGGGGUCGGAGAUCUGGCUGGAAUCUUUGGAGGUUAUUAUGUCGACGGUGACAGUUCCCCUGGCAGACGCCUUGUUUGGGGAGAUGUUGAAGAACCGCUCUUCAUUCAGGGCGGAGCACACCCCGCGGAUGUACUUGGAAGGAUGGAACUAUGA